AAGGUUGAGAGCCACUGCCUUGGGCUAUCUCUUUAACAAUGGACUCCUUCCAGCAAAGCAAGACAUCAUGAGUCAGUUUCAUGAGAGAGCCCACCCACUUCCUGGUGCAGGACUAGCCGGAAACCUGACUGAGCUCAGCAAAGCACAGCACAGCUAUCCAGUCACGCUCCCCCACAGAGAGUCAUGGCUACAGAGAACCCUGUAGAAAGCCUUCAGGAGGAAGCUACUUGUCCCAUCUGCCUGGAGUAUUUUAAAGCCCCAGUGAUUUUAGACUGUGGGCACAAUUUCUGCCGGCUCUGUGUCACCCAGUGCUGGCAGGGAUCCGAUGCAAACUUCUCCUGCCCUCAGUGCAGAGAAAUCCUUCAACACAGAAACUUCAGGCCUAAUAGGCAGCUGGCAAAUGUUGUAGAACUUGCCAAACAACUGAGCUUACAGGCAGCAAAAGGAGCCGAAGGGGAGAGAGUGUGUGAGACACAUGGGGAGGAACUGAAACUGUUCUGUGAGGAGGAUCAGACCCCCAUCUGCUUGGUGUGUGACAGAUCCAAGGAGCACAGACCUCACACUGUGGUUCCCGUAGAGGAGGCUGCCCAGGAGUACAAGAAAAAAAUUCAGACCCAUUUGAAGUCUUUGAAGAAAGAGAGAGAAAAACUACAGGAAAUUAAAGUGACGGAUACACAGAGAAGCUGGGAACAUCUGAAACAGACAGAAGCUGAGAGACUGAAGAUUAUGUUUGAGUUUGAGCAGCUGCAUCAGUUCCUGAGGGAACAAGAGCGACUCCUGCUGGCCUGGCUGGCAGAGCUGGACCAGGAGAUUGUGAAGCUGCAGGAUGAAAAUGUCACCAAACUCUCCAAGGAGAUUUCCCGUCUCAGUGAGCAGAUCAGUGAGCUGGAGGGGAAGAGCCGGCAGCCAGCCAGUGAAUUCCUGCAGGAUAUCAGAAGCACCAUGAACAAGUUUGAGGAGGGGAAGUUCCAGCAGCGGUUGGAGGCUUCUUCUGAUCUGGAAAGGAGCCUCAGCCAUUUCUGUCAGAAAAAUUUUGCUGUAAAGCUGACCCUGAACAAACUGAAAGACUCUCUGCCAUUGGAACUGAAGACAGGAAAGGGGAAAUCCAUGGGAUCAGAUGGGAAGGGUACGUUUCCAGCGAGUGUGACUCUGGAUCAAGACACUGCUCAUCCCCGGCUCCUCCUGUCUGUGGAUCGGAAAAUUUUGACCUGGGACGUCAUACGGCUGAACCUCCCUGAACAUCCCCAGAGAUUUGAUUCGUCUCCUUGUGUGCUGGGCUGUGAGGGAUUCAUCACAGGGAGACGUUGCUGGGAGGUAGAGGUGGGGGAUGGGACAGCCUGGGCUGUGGGAGUGGCCCGAGAGUCUGUAAAGAGAAAGGAUGAGCUCAGUGCAGCACCUGAGCGGGGGAUCUGGGCUGUGCAGAGGUGGGGGUUCCAGUUCCAGGCUCUCACCUCCCCUCCAACCCCUCUGUCUCUGAGCUACGUGCCCAGCAGGAUCCGGGUAUCGCUGGACUGUGAACAGGGGCAGGUGGCAUUUUUCAAUGCUGGUAGUGAGGCCCCGAUCUUCGCUUUCCCACCAACCUCAUUCAUGGGGGAGAGAAUCUACCCUUUCUUCUGGAUCUGGGGUGUAGGUUCCCAACUCACUCUCUAUUCCUGAGACGCCAGGUGGCACAUGGCUUCGGGUCUCAUGAAAUGAGCUUCUCCAGCCUCUGAUAUCCUAGUCUCUUUGACCCUGCAUGACUCCCAUGUUCCUGCAGAGACGUUUAAAUGCAAAGUGAACAGACCAGAGAAGCUGCUGUCUCUGCCCCAUCGUGGGUCUCUCCUGCUUGUCUCUGUCUCUCUUCUUCUGAGGGACCAUGACAGCCCACAAGGACUGGAAAAUGGGGGUUUACAGCCUGCCUGUCCCUGAAGGGGGCAGGAGGGUUUCCAGGAUCCCCAAGACUUGUAUGACUCCAUGGUCCCACAAAAGAGAACAUGCUUAUCAUGUGAAGGGAACCUAGUGAUGGCUAUAAUUCAUUGCUCGGACUGUGGCCUGCAGAAAGCUGUCUGGCUCCUCCCUCUUGUUUUCAGCUCCUGGGUUGCAUUAAAAUAGCCUUAGCCAUCUUUUUAGGAUUCCUUUCCCAAGUGAGCGAUUGCUGUGGUUGUCCCAGGGAUGUUGAGGUGAGGGGAAGCAGGCCCUGCAGUCAUGUCUGGGAAAGAAGAUGAUCUGAGUCACUAUACCUAUUGGGGUGAGUGUACACUGUGGGGAACCACUGAGAUCUGCUGGUGUCAGUGCUGCAUUUCUGUUUUCUGUGUGCUCUUGCUAUCAAGGCCUCUGCUUCCUGAUGGAGGGCUACCACCUUCUUGUGUCUGGUUAGACACAGAGGGCCCAAUGUGCAGCUUUUACAGCGACUUUACUGUUGUCAUCUCUUGGCCUUUAUUUAAGAACAAGUCCCUGGUGUUCUUGGUGAAUUAGGACAAUGCUGUGUAAGCCCUGGCUAUGAGGAUGGGAUUGGCAGACACAGUGAAGAGCUCAGGGGAAGUAAGGGACCAGUGGAUGGGUCUCCUGGUUAAGAAGAAAAAGACAAAAGGUGAAAUGGACACUUAAAAUGAUGGAAGCAGAGGAAGAUGGACAACCAAAGAUUCUCUGGUUGCUUUGAAUCCCUGGCUGUGACUCAUUGACAGACCUACUAGUCAUGCAGUGAUGUGGGAUUAGAACACGGGGCUGUGCACAGAGCAGAACCAGGGGAGGAGGGGAGUGGCUGCCACUGGUAACAUCACUUCCCCAGCACCAGUCCAGGCAGCUGGGUCCAUUCUCCUUCAAGGGACACAAUGGAAAGAGGAGCUGGUGUGAGUGAGCCCUUGCAUGUGAAUGAAUGAAGUCUGAGGGGGUGAUAUUAGUAUGGACUCCAAUCUGGUAAUGACAGUGACUUCAGCAGGGGUAUGACUGGAUACAUCCCCAAAUGCAUGGAAUGGGGGAUGGCCAGGUGUGCGACCUGUUGAUACAAGUGAUGUAAAAGCCCAUGAGAUCCAUGUUAAGACUUUGCAUGAGAGGGUUGAUAUGGUGAAGUUUGGGUGUGCAGUGUGUUUUGAGAUCUGUGUCAGAUAUUAGUGAAAGUCUCUGGAGUGUUGGAGGGUGUCAUCAAAAGUCCUGUAAACAAUGUAAACGUAGGAGACUUUCCCCUUAAAUUCUUAUUUCCCUGCUUUCAAAGUUUUGGGUGGAUUGGGAGGGUCCUGUCACAGCGCGUUCAGCGUUUGUCACGUUAAACACCUAGGUCCUUGCCCUCCAGUGAUCUGGCAUAAACUUUCUGCUAACUAAUUUAAAUGGUAGAGAAUGUACAGCAGCUCUUCCCUGGGGCUAGAUUCAUAAAUGGACACAGAUGUUGGGAUGAUCAGUGGCUCCUAGAAAAUCCCUGGGACUCGUAAAGCCUGAGUUACAUGCUCAGGUUUCCUGUACAAUGAAUGGAGGGAGAUGGGUACCUAAGAAUGGGAUUCACAAAGCCCAGCACACUCUUGUGGGGAAGACCCCCUGCUCUUAACUGUUCACCCAGUGAUUAAGGUACUCGCUUGAGAUGUGGGUAUCACCCUGGGACCUCCUGGUGCCAGCUGAUAGAGGACACAAAGUUGCAUAAGUGUUAGAGGGACCCACUGGAUCUGGUAUCUACGGAUUAGUUCACCAAAGAGCUUCACGCAAGGUCUCCACUGAAAGCCUGUGUCAUGCUGGUCCUCAUGAUCCUUGUGAGAUGUAUGUAUGGAAAAUAAGUGAGAAGUUAUGUGUAUAGUUACCGAAAAGUAUGUUCUUAAGGUCUGUGAGUUGGGGCCAGUCACGAGACGUUGAUAACCAAGUCUUUCUGGUAGAGGAUGUUUUCCUAUCAGUCUGUCUUCCUGUACACUAAUGUAUACUUCUCACUCAAUGCCCAUUCUCAGUCUGAGCCAAAUGCUAAUCAAGUGAUUGUAAAGUCUCCAGGCGAGACCCUAGACAGGGGAUCACAAGCAGCACGGGUUAUGUUCUCUGCAAAGGAAGACAGUGGAUUUGGGGACCAUAGCUGUAGGGACAGAGACAAACUCUGCAUCUUUCCACUAAGGUGGCAUGAGGGCAGCAGGACUUGUCUCAUGAACGGAAGAUCACAGCCAAGCCUGGCUGUAAUAUGCUGGAAGGAUUUGGGGAGAGCUUUUGCUCUAUAUGACAUGACCAUGUCUUGUUGGUUGGGCCUAGACAGCAUGUUUUAAUUUCAUAUGUAACCCUUUGUUUCCAGUAUUUCUGCUUGCUGUCUUUGGAGUCUCUGUUCUUUGGCAAAUAAACUUGUGCUUGUUUUCCCUAUAAA
Messenger RNA from Dermochelys coriacea (leatherback sea turtle), 4303 nucleotides. Its product is annotated as zinc finger protein RFP-like. Bases 184 to 1656 code for a protein of 490 amino acids. The transcript is spliced from 7 exons. Gene Ontology annotation, molecular function: protein binding; zinc ion binding. NCBI's taxonomy places the organism in Eukaryota, Metazoa, Chordata, Testudines, Dermochelyidae. The record is from RefSeq and is a predicted model, not a curated record.